Drosophila sulfurigaster albostrigata is the source of this 1943-nucleotide messenger RNA. RefSeq names its product odorant receptor 67c (gene Or67c). Gene Ontology annotation, biological process: detection of chemical stimulus involved in sensory perception of smell; sensory perception of smell. The coding region runs from base 61 to 1275 and encodes 404 amino acids. The record is from RefSeq and is a predicted model, not a curated record. NCBI's taxonomy places the organism in Eukaryota, Metazoa, Arthropoda, Insecta, Diptera, Drosophilidae. The transcript is spliced from 4 exons. Gene Ontology annotation, cellular component: plasma membrane. Gene Ontology annotation, molecular function: olfactory receptor activity; odorant binding.
CAAGUCAAACAGUUUUCGAAAUCGGAUUAAGCAACUUCAACAGGACUCAAGACACUCAGCAUGAGCAGCGCUUUGGUGGAAUCUCCGCGCUCCUUUGGCGACAUGAUGCGAGCUCCUGUGCUCCUCUACAGGACGAUUGGCGAGGAUAUCUAUGCACAUCGCUCGACGAAUGCUUUAAACUCGCUGCUGCUCAAGAUUUACUUGUAUGCGGGAUUUAUCAACUUCAAUCUGCUCGUCUGUGGCGAACUGGUUUUCUUCUACAAAUCGAUGCAGGACUUUGAGACUGUUCGACUCGCUAUUGCGGUUGCUCCAUGCAUCGGAUUCUCGCUUGUUGCGGAUUUUAAGCAAUUCACCAUGGUGUUGUACAAGGGAACACUGACUCGUCUGCUCGACGAACUGGAAGAGAUGCAUCCCAAGACUCUGGCCCAGCAGCGUGCCUUCAAAAUGGAGGAUUUCGAACGCACCAUGAGACGAGUCAUCGGCAUCUUCACAUUUUUGUGUCUGGCAUAUACAACCACAUUCUCAUUUUAUCCGGCUGUUAAGGCAACGAUUAAGUACAAUUUUCUGGGCUAUGAAACCUUCGAUCGCAACUUUGGCUUUCUCAUUUGGUUUCCCUACGAUGCCACGAGUCGCAAUUGGGUUUAUUGGAUCACCUAUUGGGAUAUUGCUCAUGGCGCCUACUUGGCUGGCAUUGCUUUCCUCUGUGCGGAUCUUUUGCUCGUCGUGGUCAUCACUCAGCUUUGUAUGCACUUCAGCUAUAUCGCCAAUCGCCUAGAGGAUUAUCCUUGUUAUGAGGAUCGCAAUGCGGAAAAUAUACAGUUCUUGGCAUCGAUGAUAAAGUAUCACGACAAGUGCUUGACUCUCUGCGAGCACAUCAAUCAAAUGUAUAGUUUCUCAUUGUUGCUCAACUUUUUGAUGGCUUCAAUGCAGAUUUGUUUCAUAGCCUUUCAAGUGACUGAGUCAACUAUAGAAGUUAUUCUCAUCUACUGCAUUUUUCUGAUGACAUCCAUGGUGCAAGUAUUUCUAGUAUGCUACUACGGCGAUGCUUUAAUAGCUGCAAGUCUUCGAGUUGGAGAUGCUGCCUACAAUCAAAAUUGGUUUCAGUGCAGCAAAACUUAUUGCGUAUUGCUGAAGAUGAUGAUAAUGCGCAGUCAGAAGCCAGCUAUGAUAAGACCCCCAACAUUUCCACCUAUUUCACUGGUAACCUAUAUGAAGGUAAUCAGCAUGUCGUAUCAGUUCUUUGCUUUACUGCGAACAACCUACUACAGGAACUAAUCUAAUCCUGAAACGCUCUGCUGCGAUUUGCCCCUGAGCUCGCCAAAUUUACAAACCUAAUGACAAGCUGCGACAUACUUUGAUAAUAUUUAAUUAAAAAUCGCAUUUAAAAUUAAUAAGCUUAAAUUGAAACCAAUAGCGCCCGAACGAGCAAGAACAAAAUGUGUGUAAAAAAAUCGAGGGAGUCAACAGAAAAACAGCAAAAAAAACCAACAAAAUAAAAUAGAAUGGCACACGAAGCAAACAUUUUUCAAAAGGAAUAUUACAGCACCAAUAACAAAAACUCGCCCCCCAAGAGCAACGUCCAGUCUCUGAGUUUUCUCUCAGUCUCUGAGAGUAUCUCUCUCUAAAAAACGAAGCCAGAGCAGUGCCAUUUUUGCCCCCUCACAACCAUUUGAGCUGCCCGGGUUUUUCCCAAUUUCCCGCUCCCCAAGUGGUAAUAAAAGGAACAACAUAAAACGCAAUCACAAUCAUCGACAAUAAUCCGGCAGCGGCAAAAAAUGCUUAUUAUAAAAUUUCACAGUUUUUCAAUGAGCGGCAAAAAGCAAAGCAAAUCAACAAAAAAACGGGAGAGAAAAACAAUAAAAAAAAAGCUGCAGCAGCAGCAAUGGCUUUUCAAAAUCAUAAUGGCAGCUAGUAACAAGAGUUUUGUGUACAAGUAAGUGGAA